AUGAUUCCUUUGUAUAUAAAUUAUGGGUACCAACAAGAUGCUAAUAUUGUGAACAUACCAAAAUAGAUUUAUUUGUUCUAAAAUGAUAAGUAUUUAUUGAAUUUAUGUAAGUCCCAAUAUGAGAUAAAUACAAAGGUACUACUAGAUAAUAGAAAAAUUUCUGAAGGCUCUACACAAUUUAUAGAAUGCUUAAAACUAACCUAACUUUUCUCUUAAAUAUCCUAUUGUAAUACAAAUUACUUUUAAUAACUUUAUGGUACAUUCUAUCUAUUAAAUAGGUUCAUUUGGGAAAAACAAAAACAGAUAUAUUUAGUAAAAAUGAGUGUAUCUUUUAAACUUCAAAUUUGAUUGUUCCAUCUUAUCAUACAUAAGAAAUUCCUUCAUAUCCUAAGAUAUAACUACCUAUUCAAAAGAAAAGAUAGAUAAAUUUUAUGUAAGAUUAAAAAGACUCAAAGAAUAUACCUAAGAAUUACUGUAAAAGCAUAAUAACUUUUGCUUGUAAGAAUCAAUAAAAUUUAUGCUUCAAAAUUUUAAAAGACUAAUUGAAGGUUGUCAAAUUUUUAGAUAAGAUUUCCCAGUAUAAAAAAUAAUUACUAAAUAUUAAGAUUUUUAGUACUUUAUUAUAAAAAUCAGAUGAUCCUGAGGAAGAAGAAUAUAGAAGAGCAUUCAGAAUAAUUAGGUAUGAUUGUAGAUAUAUUAGUAGUCAAAUUUUUAUUAAGAAAUAGGCUAUAAAUUAUAUAUUUAAUUCGAAAAUUGUUUAACAUAAUUGGCAUAUGAGAUAUAGAUUAUAAAUUUACAAGGGAGUAAAGAAUCCUGAUAAUUUUUCUCACAUUAAGAAUUUAUGA
This is a messenger RNA of Paramecium pentaurelia, 845 nucleotides long. The record is from the annotation of a GenBank genome assembly. NCBI's taxonomy places the organism in Eukaryota, Ciliophora, Oligohymenophorea, Peniculida, Parameciidae.